GCCGCGUGAUCCUCGAAGACAUCUUUGAGGAGGUCUUCAGGCUGUCGCCCAGCACUUCUACGGGAAGGUGAUGUAGGUCCACGAGCAUUUAUUGAACCUUCUUUGCUAAGCGCCGGAGACAGAAAAAAAGGCAAAAGCACGGCUUGUCCUGGCCUUCCAGGGACAGCCGAUCCCCUGCGUAUCUAAGAGGUAUCCCACGGGAUUUACCCCCGUACUCCGCCCCUGGCCUCCUGGAGCUUGGGUGCCCCUCCUCCAACGGAAGUGACGUGCCCGGCUCCCGGCGGGCUGUUCGGUGGCGGGAACCUGGAGCUGCGGAGACCUAAGGGACCCAGGACCCGGAGCUGGCGGCGGGCUGCUGACAGGGACCCCGCUUCCGGCUGUGUAGCCCCUCACCAGGGAGCGCCGGAGGGCAGCUGCCGCCGCCCUCGUCCCGUGUGCGUCCAGCUGCACAUCUGGGGCCCCGCGCGUGAUCCACUCCUCUCGGGUGGUCGCCUCCGAUCGGAUCCGCUUCCCGUCCUUCCCCGGGCAGGGUGAAGCGGCCAUGCAGGCCUUCCUCAAAGGGCCGGCCUCCAUCAGCACCAAGCCACCGCCCACGAAGGAACGAGGAGCCGCGGCCCCCGCGGGCGGCAGCGCCGAGAGCCGAAGGGCCAAGCCUGUGCCGUGGGUGGAGAAAUACCGUCCCAAAUGUGUGGAUGAAGUUGCUUUUCAGGAAGAAGUAGUUGCAGUGUUGAAAAAAUCUUUAGAAGGAGCAGAUCUCCCCAACCUUUUGUUCUAUGGACCCCCUGGAACUGGAAAAACCUCCACCAUUCUGGCAGCUGCAAGGGAGCUCUAUGGACCGGAUCUUUUCCGACAAAGAGUUCUUGAAUUAAAUGCAUCAGAUGAACGUGGAAUACAAGUUAUUCGGGAGAAAGUAAAGACAUUUGCUCAACUAACUGUGUCAGGAAGUCGUUCAGAUGGGAAGCCAUGUCCUCCUUUUAAGAUUGUAAUUCUGGAUGAAGCUGACUCUAUGACCUCUGCAGCCCAAGCCGCUUUAAGACGUACAAUGGAGAAAGAGUCCAAAACAACUCGAUUCUGCCUCAUCUGCAAUUACGUUAGUCGGAUAAUUGAGCCCUUAACCUCUCGAUGUUCCAAAUUCCGCUUCAAGCCUUUGUCAGAUAAAAUUCAACAUCAGAGAUUACUAGACAUCUCUGAGAAGGAAAAUGUGAAAAUCAGUAAUGAGGGAAUAUCUUACCUUGUGAAAGUAUCAGAAGGAGACCUACGAAAAGCCAUUACAUUCCUUCAAAGUGCCACUCGAUUGACAGGUGGGCAAGAAGUCACAGAGAAGGUGAUCACAGAGAUUGCUGGGGUGGUACCUAUAGAAACAAUUAAUGGUAUAUUCUCCGCCUGUCAGAGUGGCUCUUUUGAAAAACUGGAAGCUGUUGUAAAGGAUUUAAUUGACGAGGGACAUGCAGCAACUCAGCUUAUAAACCAACUCCAUGAUGUGGUGGUGGAAAAAGAUGACCUCACUGAUAAGCAGAAAUCCAUCAUCACUGAGAAACUUGCAGAAGUAGACAAGUGCCUAGCUGAUGGUGCUGAUGAACAUUUACAAUUAAUCAGUCUCUGUGCUACAGUGAUGCAACAAUUAACUCACAACGUGAAUUGAAAAUUGUUUUGUUGGCAAUAAAAGUUGGCAUGUAUAAAUGUA
Molecule: messenger RNA, 1684 nt
Organism: Trichosurus vulpecula (common brushtail)
Lineage: Eukaryota; Metazoa; Chordata; Mammalia; Diprotodontia; Phalangeridae
Gene: RFC4
Product: replication factor C subunit 4
Exons: 10
Coding region: 542-1642 (366 amino acids)
Biological process (GO): DNA repair; DNA-templated DNA replication
Cellular component (GO): DNA replication factor C complex; nucleus
Molecular function (GO): ATP hydrolysis activity; ATP binding; DNA clamp loader activity
Source: RefSeq, a predicted model, not a curated record